Molecule: messenger RNA, 3337 nt
Organism: Alosa sapidissima (American shad)
Lineage: Eukaryota; Metazoa; Chordata; Actinopteri; Clupeiformes; Clupeidae
Gene: cfap251
Product: cilia and flagella associated protein 251
Exons: 21
Coding region: 123-3077 (984 amino acids)
Cellular component (GO): sperm flagellum
Molecular function (GO): protein binding
Source: RefSeq, a predicted model, not a curated record
UCCUCCCUUCACACCGUAUCAUAGCAACAGAACGCUUACCAUCCGAGCCAUCCAAGAGGGAACAACAUUACCAGCAGAUCGCGGUAUGUUGUAAAAUUGCUACAUCUCUCCGUCGUUACGUGAUGUCCUACGCCAAUGACUGUCAAAAAGGCUCCUCGGACGCCUCUAUACCCAGAUCGGACGAGCAGCAGUCAAAACAUGCUGAAGCCAACUUCGGUGUCCAAAAUGGCACAGAGAACCUUGAUGCUGACCAGGCUCUCAAAAGUGUUUCACAGGAACUGGAUUCUCAUGUCUACUCGGCUACCUCUAUUGUCCUGCCCAGUCAGCAGAAAGCAACCAAAACCCAUCCACUGACUCUGAACUGGGCAUUUGGCAUCAACAGCAUGCUCCCAGUGUUCUGCCUGCAGGAUGAUGAGUGCCUGGUCAUUCUGUAUGUCUGUGCACAUGUGGCUGUCAUGUAUGACCACACCACCAACACACAGCACCUGCUUCAGGGCCACUGUAGCCCGAUCUCCUGUGUGUGUGUGAGUAAGGACCGCCGCUGGCUGGUGACUGCAGAUAAGGGUCAAGACAGCCUGGUUAUUGUCUGGGACACAUAUACUUGCAUCCCUGUGCGGACCUUAUUUGAUUGUCAUCCUGAAGGGGGCACUGUUGCAUUAGCCCUUUCUCAUGACUCCAAACAUCUGGUUUCGGUGGGGGCUGCAGGAGUGCAGCAGCGUGUGUGUAUCUGGGACUGGACCAGUGAAUCAGAGAGUCCUUUGUGUGUAACUGAACUUCCCCAAGAGUUUGGUACUCAGAAACACAUUUUAUUCAACCCCAAUGACAAUACCCAGCUGCUUAGCACCAGUGAGAGCAGGGUGCUGUUUUACACAAUGGAGGGGGCGACUCUGCAGUACUCGGCCCCUGAGAUCUCAGACAAGACGUUCAAUAAGGCGGUGGGUGCAUUCACCCAGUCAGUGUUCCACAGCGGAGGAGCGCAGGCCUUCAGCGCCACCUCACUGGGCAAUCUGCUGAUGUGGACACAGAGGACAGAGGGGAUGGACACAGGGUCCAGCUACGCCGCACUCAAACUCAUCCCACUCCAGGAGGAUGCCAUUACUGUACUCACACAAAUAGACAGCUACAUAGUCAUAGGUGACAGCCGGGGUCAUGUGAAGUUCUACGACAGCAGGAUGAAGCUCAUCAGCCACUACAGCGACUUUAACCUGGACUCCAUCAGCUCGCUCUCAUUCGGCACCACAGUGCCCAAUGGCCACAUGGGACACCCCCGUGACUGCACGCUCGCAGCCCGACCCUUCGUCAUUCAGAACUUGGUCAUCUCCACACAUACAGCUGUAGUUGUGCAUGUGACCUCUCAGGGAAGUGUGGUGCAGACCCUGCUGAAGGAGCAUGCUGAUUCGCUGCAGGCUGUGGCCUGUCACCCACGGCAACCUGUUGUUGCCAUGGCCAGUAACAGUGGCAUCCUCAAGGUGUGGGACUAUGAGCAGAGAAAGUUGGUGUGUAGCCGCCUCUUCCAGAAAGACCCCCAGAUCCAGUGCCUGGCCUACGAUCCAUACGGAGUGUAUCUGGCAGUGGGGUUGGCAAAUGGAGUGGUGUGUGUGUUGGAUGGCUGCAGCCUUCAUUCAGAGGACGGGGACAGUUUCAGCUACAGCUCUGACUCAAUCACACACAUGGCCUUCUCGCAUGACUCCCAUUACCUGGCUGCUGCAGAUGACGGUAAGGCGGUGACACUGUUCCACUUGUGUUCGGAAGAGGGUGUCCAGCGCUGGCGCUACCAGGGCCGCCACCACUCCCACUACAUGCCCAUCAGGGACCUGCUGUUUGGAGAGCAGCUGGACACUGGUCUGCCCAGACUCCUGUCCCUGGGAGAGGAUCGCAGGCUGGUGGAGUAUGAUCUGCAGGCCAGUGGUGAUGACAGACUGGUGAUCCUGAGUGCUGAGAGGAUUGAGCAGAGCGGAGUGCCCAUGUGCAUGACCUGGUACCCGCCACUCAACACGGAACACUUCCUGCUCACUGCAUCCCACCUCUACAAGAUGAAGCUCUACAACAGCACCACCAAAAUGUGCAGGAAGACAUUGCUGGGACCCUGUUUUGGCUCCCCUGUCAGGAAGAUGAUGUUAUUGCCACGGAACAAUGAUGGAGACCCCAAUGCCCGCUACAUGGCUUACAUCACCACAGACAAGGUAGGGUUGCAGAUCCUCCCUCUGGAUGGGAAUCCUCACCGCUGCAGUGCCCAGCUGUGUCACCCCUCGGGGGUGUCCAGCUUGGCCGUCUCUCACGAGGGCCGCUACGCAUUCACAGCAGGGGGAGCCGACUGCACGGCUUUCUGCUGGGAGAUCAGCCUCAGUGCUCUGGAGGCUGCAGCAGCCCUGGGUGGUAAAGACCUGGACCCCUUUUACAGCCUGUUGGAGGGAGGGAGAGAUGGCCAACUCUUCAGGGAAAUGGAGGAUUACUUCUACUACAGCCAGCUGCGCACUCAAGGCAUUGACAGCAUGCAGAUGCGGCAGGUGUCCACCCACAUCCCGCUGGCAGAAGUGCCCUUUGUCAUGAGGGCCCUUGGCUUCUACCCCACUGAACAGGAGCUGGAGGACAUGCAGAAUGAGGUGAAGUUUAGUCGCUAUGCAGAGACGGGCCAGUACGUCACGCACGUAGACCUGCCUGAGUUCAUCCGUCUGUUUGUGAACCACCGGCCGGCGCUGGGCCUCAGGCUGCACGAGCUGCAGUGGGCCAUCAGCGUCCUGGGGCAGAGCGAUGGCACAGGGGACACACAGAUCCCCCGAGACCUCCUGAUGGAACUGCUGCAAGCCAGAGGAGAACACAUGACAGAGGAAGAACUGGCGGAAUGUUUCAGCACACUGCUUGGGGUCAGCUCAGAAGGCGGGAGGUCAGAAGCAGGCAGUAUGCACUGGCCAGACAAAGAGACACUCCUAGAUACGGAGAUCCCUGAAGAGAUCACCUUGGAAACAUUUGUUAAAGGCAUCCUGGGGUUUCCUCUUAGCAACCAAGAGGGCUCAAUCUCCUCCUCCGACAUCUCCUCACUUCUGCCUCCGAAAGACACCAAUGAAGUACAGUCAUAAGGACACUAAUUUUAGAGCAGCAUUUCACACACAGUGACUCUUAAACCCAGUACAUACUUGCUGUUACUUUCUAUUGAAUGUCACAUAAUUAAAAUGAGAAGUAUUGAAGGAAGUAAACCAUAUGAGACAUUUGAACAGCAUUUAAACUCCUUAAACACAUGGAAACAUUCUGAUGAUAUAGGUAUGUCCAUACCAUCUGUUUGACAGAACAUUUUGGAGGUGUGUGGUAGCAGUUCUAACAUGAGUUCACCAUAAUACAA